Eruca vesicaria subsp. sativa (arugula) is the source of this 2029-nucleotide messenger RNA. The record is from the annotation of a GenBank genome assembly. NCBI's taxonomy places the organism in Eukaryota, Viridiplantae, Streptophyta, Magnoliopsida, Brassicales, Brassicaceae.
GUCUGUUUCCAUUUCAUUUCUUUUGUUGAUAACCACACUGGUGAUACGGAUAAUAUUUAUAUAUUAAAGGGUCUUGGAGUUGUAAUCUACAAAUUAGGGAUUAGGUUUUCCUUUUUCAUGGAAUCUACUGGAAUGGUUUCAAUGUGUUUAGAGCUUAUGUGGUUAGGAUCCAUUUAGAAACCAAGUAUAACUCCAAAAACUGGAUUUUUUACCUGCCAAUCCAAAAAAUGGUUACUAUAGACCACUGGCUAAUUUAGUGUUUAAUAAGAUGAGUAAGGCCCUACUCCAUAUGCAUAUCUAAUGCUUCCUUAAAAUGUUCUUUAAGUAGUGUUUUGGCCAAAGAUCUCUCCUUGUUGCAUAGUUUGUCUGUUUCCAUUUCAUUUCUUUUGUUGAUAGCUACGCUGGAAAUACUAUUAAAGGGUCUUUUCUUGUUUCUCUAUACUGGUUCAGGUGUGAGCUUGAUUGAUGUCUAAAACGGUUAUUGAGGUGCUUGGUUCUGUUUUGCUUUAAUUAGAAAGAGAGAGAGAUGAGUUACACGAUGGUGACGGAUGAGAGUGAUGAUGCUAUGUACUCAAGCAUCUAUAACGAAUCACCAUCUGCUGAUAAUGGCUGCACGAGUAGAGGGAAAGGAAGUGUUUUGAAGAAAGGGCCAUGGACCUCAACUGAAGACGGGAUUUUGAUUAAUUAUGUUAGGAAGCACGGUGAAGGUAACUGGAAUACUGUGCAGAAACACACGAGUCUUGCUCGUUGUGGUAAAAGCUGUCGUCUCAGGUGGGCUAAUCAUCUGAGGCCGAAUUUGAAGAAAGGAGCUUUUAGCAAAGAAGAAGAACAGCUUAUUGUUGAAAUGCACGCCAAGAUGGGAAACAAAUGGGCACAGAUGGCUGAAUAUUUGCCUGGUCGAACAGAUAAUGAGAUAAAGAAUUAUUGGAACACACGUAUCAAGAGGCGGCAACGAGCAGGCUUACCACUUUACCCUCCUGGAAUCCAUGUUGAAGACAUGCACUGGAGUCAAGAGUAUCCAUCAACGAGUAAUAAUAUCACCGGAGUAGAUAGAAGAAGACAUCAAGAUUAUAUGCAGUUGGGAAAUUCCAAAGCUAAUGUCCUGUUUGACGAUCUAAACUUUGCUAAUGUUCUGUUUGAGGAUCUAAAUUUUGCUACUAGCUUGUUACCUAGAGCUUCUGACAUAACAGAUAUGUUCGCAUGCAACAUGCUAGGAACAGGUGAAAGUAGCUCCCGGUACGAAAGCUACAUGCCACCAAUAUUACCUUCCCCGAAGCAACUCGGCGGAUCUGGAUCUCGGUUUAACAUAAGGCAAGAGUUCCAAUCUCCGGAACAGUUUCAGAACGCUGCUCCACAAAAGAAUCCAAGAUCCUGCAAUAUCUCUGAUCAUCCUAUGUAUGGAAACCAGCAUCAAUCUGAUGUGAUGAUUCCAGAUAGCCAUACCUUUACGGAUGGCAUGCUUCCUACUUCUAAGCCCUUGUUUGGGGCAGUGAAGCUGGAGCUCCCUUCAUUCCAAUAUUCAGAAACUAGUAGUGCAUUUGAUCAGUGGAAGACUACACCGUCACCUCCACAAUCAGAUCUACUGGACUCUAUUGAUACUUAUAUUCAGUCUCCACCACCGUUGGAGAUAGAUGAGCCAGGUUGUUUCUCAUCAUGCGACACUGGCCUACUAGAUAUGCUACUUCAUGAGGCCAAGAUCAAAGCUAGUGCGAAGCAUAGUUUGUUGUUGUCUUCAUCUGAGAAGAGUUUCAGUUCAACUGCUUGUAUGACCGAUGCUACUCAGAAUGUACCGCGUGGAGGUGAAACCCAUAUCACAUCAGCUGAGAGUCCUUGUUUUGUAUUUGAAGCUUUUGCAGGGAACGUUGUAAAGACAGAAGAGUUGGAUCAGGUAUGGGAACCAAUGAGAGUUGAUGUAAUACGACCUGAUGUUUUACUUGCAUCGAGCUGGCAAGACCAACAAGGCCGUUUUGGGAUUGUUAGAGAGUCAAACAGCAUGAGUGAUGCACUUGCGCUUCUUCUUGGUGGGUGA